CAAAAAACACAUUCCAUUAUUAAUCUAACUUUUGUCUACUAUUAUUAUUGAAGCCUAGGUUAUUUGAUGAUUCUGAUAAAGAACAUUCUCCCAACCAAGUUCCAAUCUCUCUCUUUCUAUUUCUACCACCUCUUUCUCUCUCUUCCCACCUCCUUUUUUUUUUUUUUUUUGUAUUUUUGUUUUUCUUUCUAUCCCCUGCAUAUAAAAUCAUUAUCAUAAUGAAGUCUAUGCCAAACCAUUCUUGUUGUAGUACUUGUGUUACUUCUCCUUGGUUGCACCAUGUCUUGCUAUUUGUAUCAUCUUGUGUACCUUCUUAAGCUUUGAGCAAUUCCCUCUUACUUUUAUUUCACUCCAUGAUCAUCACUCACACAUCAAACACUACUACUAGCUCCUUGUAUAAGUGUCAUUCCUUCUAACUAAAUCUCUCUCUUUUGGGGUAUGGAAUUCAACAAGUUCAGAAUCAGAAGCUAUGAGGGGCAAUCUGAUAGGGCUCAAGUGGAAGAUCUUGAGAGAAGAUGCGAGGUAGGGCCAUCAGAAAGCGUGUUUCUCUUCACAGACACUAUGGGUGACCCCAUUUGUAGGAUCCGGAACAGUCCCAUGUACAUGAUGCUGGUGGCAGAGUUGGACAAUGAAUUGGUUGGUGUCAUUCAAGGGUCUAUAAAAGUGGUCACAGUUCAUGGUCACCCUCCAAAGGAUUUGGCAAAGGUGGGGUACGUCCUUGGCCUAAGGGUAUCACCUCAGCACAGGAGAAAAGGGAUUGGCUCAAGCCUUGUGAGAACACUAGAAGAAUGGUUCACUUCAAAAGAUGUGGACUAUGCAUACAUGGCAACAGAGAAAGACAACCAUGCCUCAGUGAGUCUCUUCAUGGACAAGUUUGGCUACACCAAGUUCAGGACUCCAGCUAUUCUUGUCAACCCUGUGAACCAUCAUUGCUUUCAAAUAUCACCCAACAUUGAGAUAGCAAGGUUGAAGAUUGACCAAGCUGAGUACCUCUAUAGAAGAUUCAUGGGGUCCACAGAGUUCUUCCCUAAUGACAUAGGGAAUAUACUUAGGAACAAGCUAAGUUUGGGGACAUGGGUGGCAUAUUUCAAAGGAGAUAUUGCUUGGGGUGAUUUUGGGUCAGAUGGACAAGUACCAAAUAGUUGGGCUAUGCUUAGUGUAUGGAAUAGUGGGGAGAUAUUCAAGUUAAGGCUAGGGAAAGCACCUUUUUCUUGCUUGGUAUGCACUAAGAGUUGGUGGUUGAUUCAUAAGAUCUUCCCAUGUUUGAAAUUGCCAACCAUACCUGAUUUCUUCAACCCAUUUGGGUUCUAUUUCAUGUAUGGGGUGCACCAUGAAGGGCCAUUUUCAGGGAAGCUAGUGAGGGCCUUGUGCCAAUUUGUGCACAACAUGGGUGCUGAGUCCAAGGAUGAGAGUAAUUGCAGGAUCAUUGUGACUGAAGUUGGAGGAAGAGAUGAGCUCAACCACCAUAUCCCACAUUGGAAAUUGCUCUCAUGCCCGGAGGACUUGUGGUGCAUAAAGGCGUUGAAAAAUGAAGGGACAAAUAACAAGUUCCAUGAAUUAACAACCAAAACCCCACCAACAAGAGCUCUUUUUGUAGACCCAAGAGAGGUUUAAAGCAUGCAUGAUCUCACAAAAAAAAAAAGAAAAAAAAAGUAAUGAAAGGGGACAAGAUAAAAGCUUGGAAAAUAUCUUCACCUUAAUUUUUUUUUUUUUCCUUUCCUUAGCUUUGUCUCAGAGAACCAAAGCCCACCUCAUGUAUUGUGUGAUAAGUCCAUCCAUCUCUCCUGGUGGGGGUUUUUCUCUAGUUCCUUUCACAUCGGUGACACAAAAUCUCAAAAGAUAUCCAUAAUUUAGGUGCCACACUUUGGUGUUCUUCUUUGCAAUUCCCCAUCCUGUGCCUCAUGACUCUGACUACUCAAUCACCAUGGUGGUCCAAACUUUGUCCCUUCCCCUCUAGUAAAUUUUUUAGCUGGACCCUCCUCCCUCGCUUUGUCGCAUCGCAUCGGGAUAUGGUCUCUUUAACAUGUAUGUAUGUUAAUGUUAAUGUUAAUGUCAUCACUAAAAAAAAAAACAGAGGCUUCGAGCCAUUUUAUAUAUAGUGUGAGAUCAUGAAAGUAACCCUUAGUUAUUAUUCUCUAUUCUAUGAUCUAUUCAAGCCAAGAGUUAGACAACUUCUGUUCCAAGAUAAAGGGGGAAAAGAUAGAGAAAAAAAAAAUGCGAGUCUCAAGGGGUUUUGGUUUCUUCUUCAUUUUGUGAUCGAGCAUUGUAUUGUCUCUAACCCCAUGAGGAAUGUUGAUGAUGGUGUAAAGUUUCCUUGGCUCGUGUGGGAAUAAAAAAAAAACUCAAAAGAGACUUUGCUUCUUCGGUUUUCUAGCUUUCACUUUUUACCAUUAUGGCAAAUGUUAGUUAAGUAGCUAGCUAGGGACCUUGCUCUCGGUUAGAACCAUAUAAAGAGCGAGUUGGACUAAUAAAGUUAGUGGAUUUGUAUUUAGAAAGAUUCUGCAACUCUUCCUUCUACUUCUAUUCAGCACGACCAUAGAAUAGCAAUGAUGAAGCUUCUAAUAAAUGAUUGUGACAUUAAUGGACAAAUUACUUAUAA
Molecule: messenger RNA, 2599 nt
Organism: Glycine soja
Lineage: Eukaryota; Viridiplantae; Streptophyta; Magnoliopsida; Fabales; Fabaceae
Product: probable N-acetyltransferase HLS1-like
Exons: 2
Coding region: 439-1614 (391 amino acids)
Molecular function (GO): acyltransferase activity, transferring groups other than amino-acyl groups
Source: RefSeq, a predicted model, not a curated record